Brassica napus (rape) is the source of this 703-nucleotide messenger RNA. RefSeq names its product protein TRIGALACTOSYLDIACYLGLYCEROL 5, chloroplastic-like. The record is from RefSeq and is a predicted model, not a curated record. The transcript has a single exon. Lineage: Eukaryota; Viridiplantae; Streptophyta; Magnoliopsida; Brassicales; Brassicaceae. Bases 71 to 388 code for a protein of 105 amino acids.
UAAUCUUCUCUAGGCUCCUCCAUUCAGAUCAUACUAGCUAGAGUUUUCUUUUCAAAAAUAAGAGAGGACGAUGAUGGGCAACUGGAGGAAGAAGAGAGACGACGAAAAGGGGUUGGUGUGGAAGCUUUUCGAGGAUAUCGGAAACGUUGGUCCGGCUUUAGGGCUCGGUGCCGGUUGCGGAUUUGGUUUCGGUGCAGGUCUCACGGGAGGAUACGGACCAGGACUUCCUAAACUGCAGUUUGGGGUCGGGUUUGGAACUGGAUGUGGAAUUGGUGUAGGACUUGGCUUUGGUGUCGGAAGAGGCGCCGUGUUCGACCACGCUCGCGCUUUCAAUAAUGUCGUAGACUAUCUCUGGUGGAAGCUUAUUGGUUUUGCUCAAGGCCCUUGAUUGAUUCUAUCCAAGCAAGGUCGAGUCCACACAUUAAGUUGAGGUUUCCUAAUUGCUUGUUCUCUUUGGCGUCGUUUGUUUCUUUCCCUCAGUGUGGUAGAUUGUUGCUUGGACGAUGAUCAUGAACUAUCUUGAUUGACAAGUAUAUACUCUCCAACAGUUGUAUGCUUAGUUACUUUCAGAUUUUCGAUGUGAACUGAUAUGAGAACAAGAUGUGGUUUAGUGUCUCCUAUGUAUUAUUGAGAACACAGUCGAAUCUAUGUCCCCAUGUCCAGCUCUUCAUCUGAUUUCCGGUUAAUAAAUCAAUUACGUAUU